Messenger RNA from Pochonia chlamydosporia 170, 2532 nucleotides. RefSeq names its product sulfatase domain-containing protein. The coding region runs from base 1 to 2532 and encodes 843 amino acids. Gene Ontology annotation, molecular function: arylsulfatase activity. The transcript has a single exon. The record is from RefSeq and is a predicted model, not a curated record. NCBI's taxonomy places the organism in Eukaryota, Fungi, Ascomycota, Sordariomycetes, Hypocreales, Clavicipitaceae.
AUGGCGCCCACAUGUAGACUCUGUCUACACGCCGGCCGCUUCAUCUUGAAGCCCUUCACUCUCCUCCCUCGACUCACCGGCCGACGACUCCUCUUCUCCAUUGCCGCGACGUCCAUACUCUCCGCGAAAUGCCUCCAUCUUUACGCUCACAUCGAAGCUAUGACACCCGGUGACCUCGCGAGAUGGUGGCCUACUUUUUUUGCGCAAGAUUUAGUGAUUUUGCUUCUACUGAGGCUACUUCUUGAUGAUAAGCCUCAAGGCUACGUGAAUAGCAACCGCGCUUUACAACUGAUAGCCGUGACCGUGGCAUCAUUUCUCACCGCUAUCCACCUGGCACUUUCAUCUGUAAACUUGUCGUUCUUCGCACUUGUCGGCUCUGAAAUCCGAUGGCGCAAUAUCAGCGUCGCGACGGACUCUUCUUCUCGGGGCUUGCUUCUCACGGGUCUUUGGGCGGUUGGCCUUGCUUUUGCGGCUGUCAUGCUCACAUCAUGUGUGUUAAUGAGCGUCAACUAUUUCCUCGCUGGGUUCGUCCUCGACUCGAUAAAGGCGCCCUUUUCACUUAUAUUUAGCAAAAUCCCCUGGUGCGGUCGAUUUCAAAAAACAACAGGCUACACCCACCUCCCGAACGAUGAGGAAGGCUUCGACGCAGAGGUCAAGAGCGUCACCUCUGAAUCGAGCCCUCCCAAGGGACGAAAAUGCACCAAGUUCCUCUACGGGGCGACUUGUAUCAUGAUACUCGUCCAGAUGAUAGCGUCGUAUGUGCGACCCAUCGACACGUCCUUCAUUUUCGUGUCCUGGACGCCGAUACUCCUGCCGUUCAUCGACCUCACGCACUCCUCGUCUACGCUCGCGAAGUUGCGGCCCGUGUACAAUGAGAGUCUUAUCCGCAUGUGGGAUGAUCAAACUUCUCUCACAGCGCCGGAGGAGUGGGCAUGGCUGCCGCAGGAGGAUGGCCCGGUGCCCGGAUUUGAAGACUGGUACCAUCACACAGAUCAUUACAACGCCAAACUCGACCCGUUCAAUCAGCCUAAUUUCGAGGACGAUUUGCUCGCUGAGCUUCGUGGUAAACUGGGCCAGGUUGACAUUCGACAUGUUGUGCUCGUCAUGCUUGAGAGUACGCGGAAGGAUGUCUUCCCCCUCAAGAAAGACGGCUACAUAUGGAACACCAUAGCGGCAUCGUGGGAUAACAAAACCAUACCACCAGACGUGCAAGCCAGACUUGCCAACCUCACCACCACGGCGAAUUACCUCACGGGCGAAUACAACGACGGCUUUAACCACAACACCACCCGCCGUCGUGGCGGUAUCAACGUCCACAACAACCACCCCGUCGGCACAUACACCCUCAAAAGCACAAUCGGAGCCCUAUGCGGCACGGCUCCCCUCGUAGCAGACAUGAACGUAGACUACCUGAAUCACUUAUCUCAGCCAUGCCUCCCUCACAUCUUCAAAGCUUUCAACGCGCUAGACCACUCCAAAGAUCAAGCACCCACGGAGCACUACACCCAAUACAGAUGGAACACCUCCUACAUGCUCUCCGUAACAGGAAUAUACGACAAACAAGACGAGCUCAUGUACUCCAUCGGCUACACCCCCGAAGAAUACAUCACCAAAGAAUACCUACAAAGCGAAACCGCGGCGUUCGGCCCCACGCCCUACAGCGAAGUCCGCUGGCAGACGCUAUCAGAGCACGCUCUCGAAGACUACAUCGACGACGCCUUCAGAACCGCCCAGCAGAACAACACGCGCGUCUUCCUCACCCAUCUCACGGGAUCCUCCCACGCCCCCUGGUCGAGCCACCCCGACGGGGAAUACUCCCCCCUCACACCGAAAUCCAAACUCGAAGACCUAUCCAACUACCUCAACGGAAUAGGCUACGUCGACAGCUGGCUCCAAACCAUCCUCGACAUCAUCGACAAGAACGGCGCCACCAACGAAACCCUCCUCGUAUUCGUAGGCGACCACGGGCUCUCGCUGCCCGAAAUCGGCGCCAUAUCACCAUACUACAUCCCCAACAUAGGAGGCUUCCACGUGCCCCUGGUGUUUUCUCACCCUCACUUACCAGCUAUUGACAUCCCCCACACGCCCGUCAACUCGAUCUCGAUUCUCCCAACGAUACUAGACCUUCUCAUCGAGACGGGCUCCCUCUCCCCGUCCGACUCCCAAGCCGCCCGCCACCUCCUCCACAACCAAGAAGGCCUCUCCCUCCUCCGACCGCUAGAGAAAGAAACAACACACUGGCAAUUCACGGUGAUGAGCCCCGGCGGCGCCCAGAUAUCCACCCGCAGCGUCAGGAAUCCGCGGUGGAGGAUCGUCGUUCCCGUGGUGGAGGACAUCGAGUGGCGGUUUACGGAUGUGGAGGCCGAUCCGCAUGAGCUGGAGCACGUUGUCAUGUCGUUUGACUUUGCCAAGUUUUUGGGGAGCGUGGAGAGGGAGUUUGGGCGGGAGGCGGCGAUGUGGGCGGAGGAGGCGGCCUUUGUGACGAGGUGGUGGGUUGAUGAGAAUGCGAAGAGGUGGCGGUAUAGUGGGUGA